ACUCGCUCUACUCUCAUGGGCCGCCACCAUGGAGGUUUUGGGGCUGGGCUAGGUCCCCUGGCGACAACACAAGGCGAAGGCAGGCCCCCACGCGGCCACGCCGUCGUCCGUUCUUCUCCCAAGGCCGCCGCCGCAGCAGGCUCGUCCUCCGCCGCCGCCGCGAGCCGGGAGACGCAGGUCAGGUGGCCUGUGGCAAGCAAAAUGGCUUUCUCAUCAAUUUUCAGGAGAGUGAAUGUCAAAGAACUGAUCUCAAAUGCUUCAGUGUAUGCUAGCGCAACAGAAUCUUCUGGAGUAAUGAGCUUGGUGUUUAGACGCUGGGCCACCAAGAAGACUGCUGGAUCGACAAAAAAUGGCCGUGACUCCAAUCCCAAGUAUUUAGGCGUCAAGAAGUUUGGUGGAGAGAAAGUGGAACCAGGAAACAUCAUUGUUCGCCAAAGAGGAACGCGCUUCCACCCUGGAAACUACGUCGGCAUGGGCAAGGAUCACACUCUCUUCUGCCUGAAGGAAGGACAUGUGCGAUUUGAGCGCAACAAACUGACUGGCAGGAAAUGGGUUCAUGUUGACCCUGUGGCUGGCCAUGUCCUCCACCCUGUCUACGCCAGUGGCUCGACUACUGCAGCUGACCUGGAUGCACAAUUGUAGCGACCAUGCAGUUGCUUAUGCUCUUCCCGCCGAUUGUGCCGCUCCUGUGCUAGUCUUGCACAAUGCAACUUGUUCCAGUAAAGAUGCGUGCGAGUAAGAAAUAUUGCAGCUAUACGUAGCUUCAGUGAGGAGCAGAUAAUUUGAGUUUGGUUGAUGUUCCUUUAUAACAUCACUUAUUUUUAGACUCAAUGUUGGUUUUGUGGUUUCAUAUCCAUGUCGAAGUGUCGAUUACUUGUGGAC
This is a messenger RNA of Panicum virgatum (switchgrass), 882 nucleotides long. RefSeq names its product 54S ribosomal protein L27, mitochondrial-like. Gene Ontology annotation, biological process: translation. Gene Ontology annotation, molecular function: structural constituent of ribosome. NCBI's taxonomy places the organism in Eukaryota, Viridiplantae, Streptophyta, Magnoliopsida, Poales, Poaceae. The record is from RefSeq and is a predicted model, not a curated record. Bases 16 to 642 code for a protein of 208 amino acids. Gene Ontology annotation, cellular component: ribosome. The transcript has 4 exons.